CGCCAUGUGUCAAUGGAUACUGUGACGAGAUAUCAGGUGGAUGUACAUGUUCAUCUGUGAAUUGGGCCGGUGAACUAUGCAGUGAGUGCAACAGAACAUUCUAUGGGCCUUACUGUUUGCCAAUUCCUACAGUUCUCCUUGUUGCCCCGUCAACAGGACCUGACAUAGGUGGCACUGUGGUCAACGUAAUCGGGCACAAUUUUGAGAACAGUAGUGAUGGUUUGUAUAGAUGUCGUUUCGGUGAUAUCGAUGGGAUUGGUCAGUGGCUGUCACGUGAAAAAGUACGUUGUAUAAGUCCAAAGCAAGUUGGCGAAGUUCCUGUAAAUGUAGGAAAACCAGGAGGCGAAUUUACAAACCAAAGAGUGAAAUUCAAGUACCAUCCUACAUGUCCAAGCAGUGCUUGUGGACGAAAUGAAACACCACCUCAUGGGAUUUGUUUGUUUGGACAAUGUUCAUGUAUUCUACCCUGGGAAGGAGAGUCGUGUCAGGAUAUUGUAAUUGCGCCAUUGUUUAAAGAUGUAAAUCUUACCUCUGCCAAGGAAGGAAAGAGAUAUGAAGCUCAAAUGGAUAUAAAACAGGGAACUAGACCAGUAACAUGGCAGCUGCUAAAUGGGCCUUCAGGAAUGUCUCUUGAUCCAAGAUCCGGUUUAUUAGUUUGGCCCAGGACUUUGGCACAGAAGGAACCUUAUGACGUUCGCAUGCGCGUAGAAAAUGUCAUUGGUUCGGAUAUCUUCACAUUUAAGCUGAGCGUCCCAUUUAGCUACAAUGCCACAGUGACGUCAUUGUCUGUCAGUGGUAUCUUAUCAC
Messenger RNA from Owenia fusiformis, 807 nucleotides. The record is from the annotation of a GenBank genome assembly. NCBI's taxonomy places the organism in Eukaryota, Metazoa, Annelida, Polychaeta, Sabellida, Oweniidae.